AUGGCAGCUUCUGGGGCACUUGCUUCUGCUCCAUCCCCAGAUCUAGCGUUGGAUCUUCACACCAACGAUACUGGGGAUGCAGGAAUAGAGAGUCAUUCCUCUCAGCCACAGAAGCAGGCCGAAGCGGAGUUCGUUGAAUUCGACCCAGCUAAGCAUCUCAGUUUUACUCCCCCUUCAGGGUCUACACUAUGGCACAGCUCGGAUACCCAGAGCGUCGUGCUAUUUCUCCUGUCGGCAGAGGAGGUCUUUACCAAGUAUCACUGCUCCAGCGGUCUUGCUAAGGGCCAACUUAGAGGUUAUACUGCAGAGUGUGCCCCGUUUGUGUACGACGCCUGGAAACAUCCCAAGACUCUCGCUAUUGUUUCACGGAUUGCUGGUGUUGAUUUGGUUCCCGUCAUGGACUACGAGAUAGGACAUAUCAACAUUUCCGUUCAGAGCGAAGAGGACAAAGCCGAAUUUCUUGCAGCAGUGGCGCAGAAGAACAGUCAGGAUGCUGGUAAGAAUGUUUCCGACAGUACUUGGGAAGGCAAGGAUCCGAUUGUGGAUUGGCACACUGACGGCUAUCACUAUGUCUGCGUGGUGAUAUUCUCCGACUGCGAGGACAUGAUUGAGAGAGAAACAGAACUGAGAAGAGGCAAUGACGAAAAGAUCAAGGUCCGGAGCCCCCAGAUGGUAAGGUUGGGCAGUAAUCCUCCAGAGACGCUACAUCGAACAUCGAGCCCUUCGUGCCCUGGGAAUGGCCGAGCGAUCACCAUGGUGACCUCCUUUCGCCCACGGUCUCCGGCGAUUCCCGAUUACACGGUACUGACCACUAUCAGACCGAUUUCUGACCUUGGCGAGAUGCAUCAUCAGUUUGCAGAAUACCGCUUUGAGAUUCUCGAAGCUCGUCUCAGGGAAGUCAACAAGUACAUGCGGGACCGGAAGCGUGCAAACCGCCGCUUCAACCCGGGAUUCCUGAAGCGAUUCAUUCAUGAGCAAAUUGAAUUCUUGGAGCACAUGGACCGAGAGAUCGUUGAAGAUGACAAGGUCAUCAAAGGCGUGACUGGUGACAGCCACCUCAUUUCAGAGGAUCUCAAGCUGAAGCAGUCUAAGAAACGUGAGCUCGCUGCGGCAGAGUAG
Messenger RNA from Aspergillus fumigatus Af293, 1119 nucleotides. RefSeq lists its product as uncharacterized. The record is from RefSeq and is a predicted model, not a curated record. Lineage: Eukaryota; Fungi; Ascomycota; Eurotiomycetes; Eurotiales; Aspergillaceae. The transcript is spliced from 4 exons. Bases 1 to 1119 code for a protein of 372 amino acids.